AUGAUCACAAACUACUUUUCCCCUGUGCCCAAGCCCAUGGAGAAACCAUUCUCUCCACCCAGGUCCAACAACAUCAUGGAUUACUUCAGCCGGAAGACCACACCAGUUAGAGAGAAAUGUAGUACCCCAGAGCAGACUAAGGAGAACCGCCUGGGGCCCCAGCCCUCUGAAUCACCAGCCAGCCUAGACAGCCCUGUGAGGCUGCCAGCCAAUCCCCGUCAGAAAAAGGGCAGGAAGCCCAGCAAAGUUGCCCGGCAGUUACAGGAGACUGAUGCUGAUGCAGGUUCCACUGAGACGGAGGAGUGUGUGGUCUUAGAGGGGCCAGGAGAUGGUGAGGGGUCAGAGGGCAAUGUAGUCAGAAGCAGCUGUGGCUUCCUGGGUAGUGACACAGCUGCCCUGCUGGCCCAGUUCAGUUCUGAUGCUGGCAUGGCUGGAGACACCUGUGGUAAGAAUGACCCUGGCGCGGCAUGUCCUGAGAAGGCUCAAAAAGACAAUCAUCCCAAGGUGUACUCUAAAAAAAGGGCUCCUCUGAAGAAAAAGGAAAGUUGCGACGGUUCUCCUAAAAUUCCUAGAAAAGACAAGGUGACUGUCAGUAAGGCUAAAGCCAAGCAGCAGGAGGAUAAGGAAAAAGAGGAGUAUGUGCCAGAGAUCCAGGAGGCUGAGCUCUCUUUGUGUGAUGCAAGCUUAGAGGUGAAUGUGGGAGAGGCGUCUCAGUUGAACGGGAGCACCGUCACCAUCUCCUUUGAGGACUUCCUGCAGACUCAGGGCCAGGGAGAGGAGAAAGUGGGAGAGAAAAGCCGAGUCGACCCGGAGCCAGAAGACAUGUUGGAUGUACCCAAAGCCAAAGAGCUUUGUCCCCUGCAGAUAUCUCCUCGAACCCUCACCAUCCAAGCUGAGGUACACACCAUUUCCCCCGGCCACGAGCCAGUCCUGGUUGCAGAGAAAAAGAUUGCCUCCAUCUUCUCCAGGGAAAAAGAGGGGAGCCUAGCACCUGUAGUGGUGAAGACUGCUUCCUUUCCUCAUCCCCAGUCUAGACUGGAGCUGCUGCCUGCCCCCAAAAGGAGGUCCAACGUGGUCCUGCAGGAGGAGGACCUGGAGCUCAGUAUCGUUGAGUCUGAAUCAUCCGCUCCCAAGUGCAGCCAGACUGAGCGGAAGCAGUUCAUGAGUGCUUUCAAGCAGCCAGCCAAGCCCGGCAAGGGCCCUGGGAAGCAGCCUGUGGACAAGGCCUUGGGGGAGGCUGUGGAGGAGGAGAACCACUCUGCUGCUCCAACAGAGGAGCAGACAGGUAAAAAUGCAGCUAAGAAGAAACCACAGAGACGAGGGAGGAAGAAGGCCUUGGAGCAGGAGUCAGUUCCCUCACCCGCGGCACAAGAAGACCAUGUUCCCAUGGAGACUGACGCUGUGGAGACUGAUUCUAAACCCAAAGGGGAGUCCAACACUGAGGCUAAACCUGAAGCAGAGCCCACCACCUCCACACCAACAACAGUCAGGAGGUCCACCAGAGAAGCCCCUUGCAGGCAUCUGCAGAUACCUGUUGUUGAUCCAGUAACCCCAGUGAGGAAAACAAAAAAAGAAAGGGUGAAAGAUGUUGCAGCAGUCACCGUGGACUGCCCUGUCCAGAUGUCCACCCCGAAGUCAGACAAGUCCAGACACAGGGUGUUCAGAGCACAGAUGGAAUCCAAUGCAUCGAAAAAGAGAGAAAAGGCAAAGAAGUUGGUGGAGAAAGCCCGGGAGAUACAGCAGAGUAAAAAGGCCUCAGCGGAUAAGGAGGGUCAGAGGUCUUUCCGACGUUCCACCAGGAGACCGGGCAAGAAGAGCUACAAUGAAGAUGAGGACUCAGUGGUUUGUGUGGAGGAUAGCCAGGAUGGCUCUGCUCCGACUGCCAAGGAGAAGGGAACAGCUCGGAAACGCAGUCUAAAUGAUGUAUUGGGGAAAAAAGCACCUGCCAGCAAGGAGGCCAAUAAUCCAGCAGUGGCUCCCAUGUUCCUUGGGAAAAAAGCACAGAGGACAUCAGUCAUAUCCAUAUUUGAUGAUCGCAGCCGUGAUGCUUCAGAGAACUCUCAGGAUGAUGAACAGUUCCGAGCCCGCAGAGAGUUCCUGAAGAGUGGCCUCCCAGAGUCCUUCAAGAAGCAGAUAGCCAAAACCAUUGCCACCAACGAGGCCUACGCAGUCUCCUGCUCCUCCUUCCAGCCUGUAGUGCACGUGCUGCAGACGUCACAGGAUUUCUCUGAGCCCAUUCGUAAGCUCCUAAUGGAGGAGAUCAGUGCAUCCAACCCUCCUUUCCCCGUCCAGCGGUUUCUCACACGCUUCCUGAAGAGGCGGGCGGACCACCUCCAGGAAUGCACAGCUUCAGAGGCAGACCCCAGUACCAAACUCGCCAGCAGUGCCCCAGCAUCGACAGAGCCUGUGGGGGGAAAGAGGAAGAGAGUGGGUGAGGGGGCAGUGGGAAAUGUGGCCAAGAAGCAGAUGUCCAGGAGUUCGGAGAAGAAGAUCAUUGUGAUCGACGGGGACACCAUCUCCCCCGAACCUGAGCCACCCAGGAGGGGAAGGCGAGGGAGGAGGCGCAAGCAACAGGAGAACGAGGAGAUGAAAACACCACUCCCCUCCCAAAAGGACCCUGUGGUACUCCUGGAGGACUCGCCACUGGCUAGCAACUCUGUCAAAGAUGACUCCGUAAAAGAGGAUGUGUUGUGGACAGAGAAGUACCAACCACAGCACUCCAAUGACGUCAUAGGCAACACUGCCUCAGUGAGGAGGCUGCACAGUUGGCUGAGGGAAUGGAAGCUCAGAGCUGACAGGGAAGAGAGGAAGAAACAGAAGGAAAAGAAACAGGAGGAAAAGAAGCAGGAUGACGACAGCAAUGACUCAUGGGACACUGAAGAUGGGGACUCUCAGGAGGGGGAAGACUUUAUGUGUAACACCCUGCUGAUCACUGGUCCCACGGGGGUCGGCAAGACCGCUGCCGUUUACGCCUGCGCCCAGGAACUCGGCUUUAAGGUGUUUGAGGUGAAUGCGUCGUCCCAGCGGAGCGGCCGUCAGAUCCUGUCCCAGCUGAGGGAGGCCACCCAGUCCCACCAGGUGGAUAUCCAGGGGGUCAACACCCAUAAGCCGUGCUACUUCAGUAGCUCCACCGCCAGGCAUGGAUCCUCACCACGGAAAGUGUACUCUCCUCGAAGGGUGGUGUCCUCCCCCAGGAAGUCCCCCCGUGGAGCCACGAGGGGAGGCCUGGCCCCCACCUCCCUGGCCAACUUCUUCAAAAUGGGCCGACCUGGUCCCACCAACAAGGAACCUGCCAGUGCCAGCCAAGACCAGAAGCAACCAACCGCUGUUCCCAAGAAGACCAGUAAAGCCAAGGAGAGUUCCAGUAAGACUGAAGAGCCUCAGAACAGACCAGCAGCAGCAGCCAUCACCAAGGACUCCUCCAGUGAAGAGCAGAGCAAGAAGACAGCCACGUCACUCAUUCUCUUUGAGGAGGUGGAUGUCGUCUUUGAUGACGACUCUGGGUUCCUGGCUGCCAUCAAAACGUUCAUGACCACCACCAAGAGACCGGUGAUCCUCACCACCAGUGAUCCCACCUUCAGUACCAUGUUUGAUGGCAACUUUGAGGAGAUCCAUUUCAAAACCCCCUCAGUGGUGAAGGUGGGGAGCUACCUGCAGCUGCUGUGCCUGGCUGAGAACAUGCGUACGGAUGCCCGCGACGUCUCCUCUCUGCUCCACCUGAACGGUUGUGACAUCCGCCAGAGCCUUCUGCACCUGCAGUUCUGGAGCCGUUCCACAGGGGGGCGGAAGCUAUCCCGUCCCCUCCCAGACUCAGCCCCCACAGUGACACAACUCCAGCCAAAGACAGAGGAAACUGCAGGUGGCUCUGUGGUGAGUGAGGGGGUGACCCCAGCAGGACCUCUGCCCCCAUGUCACACAGGCUGCACAGAGAGCAUGCUGGGGCUGCUGAACAUGGAGCCAGAGAGGGAAAUGCAGGAUCUGUUCAAGAGCCAGUCCACAGUGGAGCCAGGUUGCUGGGAGCUGCUGACCACCAGCAAGAGGAGAGGAAUGGACCUGCUCUACUCCAACAUGGAGGCCCUGCUUCCCCUACCCACCACACACCUCACUGUCACAACCCACAGGCGGCCACAGGAAGUGAGCAACCGGACACAGGAAGAGUCCAGCGCUGAUCCACAGGAAGUAGCCACUAGUAUGAACAGUAUAAAGCCAGAGGUUGAUCCACUGCCCCACCCCAGGCUCCAGCAGGUGGCAGAGGGGUCAGAGACAGACGGGAGCCCGGUGAAGGUGUCCUCUAGAAUGAAGAAGAAGAAGAAGCAGCUGGGUACCCGAGAGGACCUGGACCCCUUUCACUCAGACUCUGAUUCCGACGACGCCUUCCUCUCCCUCCACACUAAACCACCUCCCAACCCCCCUCAGACACAGACGGAAGGGGAGGACAGUCAGGACGAUUCUACCAGCAACAAGGUUGAACUAGAAUCUGUGAAGGCCAGAGAGGAAGAGGUAAAGGAGAAGGCCCCUCCCCCUGUGAGGAUGAGGGUGCUGCUCACCCCGGAGCAGAGGAUGAAGAGUGAGCCUGUGUCCCACUGCCUGGGCUCCCUGGCAGAGUUCCUCGACCACAUGUCCCUCCUGGACUCCUCCCUUUGCCACCACACCUCACCUGUAGGUGGUGCCAGAAACACACACAGGACGUUCGGCCUGAGAGCCGAGACUAAAGACGGGAUGAAUGACGAGCCAGGGGAGGAGUGCCAUGGAGGGAGCUGGGUAGAGGGGGAGAGAGCGGGGGAGAUCCAGGCUGCUGUGGAGGCUCUGAGCUUCCAGAGGUGCAGGGCUGGGGUGGAGGAGGCGUGGGGUAAAGCUCAGGGUCUAGAGGGGGAACUGGGGAAGGAGGCUGUGAACGAGCUCACACUCCCUGUGGCCCCGCACAGACAGGGCUUCAGACUCACCCAGGACAGCCCCUGUGAACCAAAAGUUCUCCAGAAGAGGAGGGAGGUGAUGGACAUUCUACCCAGCCGAGUGGCAGGGACGCUGGGUAACAGACCGGCUGCAGCCCUGGACUUCCUUCCCUUCCUACGGACCAUCUGCCGAUCAGAGACGCUCAAGGAGCAGUUCAAGGUUAAACGCAGGUUCCUCCACUACCUGGAUGCCAUUCACCUGGGCCUUCCCAAGAACACACUGCAAUACCUAGCAGAGGACUUCCCUUGA
Molecule: messenger RNA, 5202 nt
Organism: Oncorhynchus kisutch (coho salmon)
Lineage: Eukaryota; Metazoa; Chordata; Actinopteri; Salmoniformes; Salmonidae
Gene: atad5a
Product: ATPase family AAA domain containing 5a
Exons: 18
Coding region: 1-5202 (1733 amino acids)
Cellular component (GO): nucleus
Molecular function (GO): ATP hydrolysis activity; DNA binding; ATP binding
Source: RefSeq, a predicted model, not a curated record